Molecule: messenger RNA, 1953 nt
Organism: Psilocybe cubensis
Lineage: Eukaryota; Fungi; Basidiomycota; Agaricomycetes; Agaricales; Agrocybaceae
Exons: 7
Coding region: 1-1953 (650 amino acids)
Molecular function (GO): ATP binding; ATP hydrolysis activity
Source: RefSeq, a predicted model, not a curated record
AUGGCCCCCUCUGCCUCGAAACAAAAACGCCUCGCUGAGAAGGCUGCGAAGAAGAACGCUGCUGUCGCUGGAGGCGCGAGCUCUUCAACAGGCAGCACGACGCUCGUUGAUGGGGACUCGCCGUCGUCCACCCCUGCGGGCUCGGUGAACGGCGCGAGCACGCCGCUGACGAGCAUGUCCGGGUUGAACAGCAAAUCAGGGAGUCAGGAGGAUUUGCUGAGUAUGGCGCGGCUGAACCUUGCUACGGAUAGGAGUGCGGCGGGUGUGUUGGUGUCCGAUGUGAAAGGCCGCGAUAUCAAAAUCGAUCAGUAUACCCUCUCAUUCCACGGCCGUCUCCUCAUCGAGGGCGCUGAGAUUGCGCUCAACUACGGGCAGCGGUACGGUCUUCUAGGCGAGAACGGUUCCGGAAAGUCCACAUUCCUCCAAUCGAUCGCUGAGCGCGACAUUGAAAUCCCGCCACACAUUGAUAUUUACAUCGUGCGUGGUGAAGCGGAGCCGUCGGACGUAAAUGCAGUCGACUUCAUCGUCGCGUCGGCCAAAGCCAAAGUCGCGCGGCUCGAGGCGUACAUCGAGGAGCUGUCCGUUGCGGACGACGUCGACGACGCUGCGCUUGAUCUCGCCUAUGAAGAGCUGGAGGAGAUGGACCCAGCGACGUUUGAGGCCAAGGCCGGAAGUAUCCUCCACGGUCUUGGGUUCUCGCAGACGAUGAUGAAGAAGCCGACAAAGGAUAUGUCCGGUGGUUGGCGCAUGCGUGUUGCGCUUGCCCGUGCGCUGUUUAUCAAGCCUCAUUUGCUGCUGUUGGAUGAGCCGACGAAUCAUUUGGAUUUGGGUGCUGUGGUCUGGCUUGAGGCGUACUUGUCGACGUAUAACCAUAUCUUGGUAAUCACGUCGCACUCGCAGGAUUUCAUGGACUCGGUGUGCACGGAUAUCAUGGAUUUGACGCAUAAGAAGAAACUUCUGUAUUACAAGGGUAACUACUCCGCGUAUGUCAAGACAAAGCAGGAGAACGAGGUCAACCAGAUGAAGGCGUACCACAAGCAGCAGGAGGAAAUCGCUCACAUCAAAAAAUUCAUUGCGUCCGCUGGUACCUACGCCAACUUGGUGCGUCAGGCCAAAUCGAAGCAGAAGAUUAUCGACAAGAUGGAGGCUGCUGGUCUGAUUGAGAAGAUCGAGGAGCGCCGCCCGCUGCGCUUCAACUUCGAAGACAUCCGCAAGCUCCCUCCUCCCAUCAUCGCAUUCGACAGCGUUGCGUUCUCGUACUCAGGCAAGAAGGAGGAUUAUUUGUACGAGAAUCUGUCCUUUGGUAUCGACAUGGACUCACGCAUCGCCAUCCUCGGCGCCAACGGAACAGGCAAAUCCACACUUCUCCACCUCAUCACAGGCGCGCUCCAACCCUGCGCCGGCACAAUCUCCAAACAUGCCGCCCUCAAACUCGCCAAAUACUCCCAACACUCCGCCGACCAACUGCCCUACGACAAAUCACCCAUCGAGUACUUCCAGUCGCUCUUCUCGCAGAAAUACCCGGAGAAGGAUGUUAUGGCGUGGAGAGCCCAGCUGGGCAGGUUCGGACUUAGCGGGAGCCAUCAGACGGCGCCGAUUAAGCAGUUGAGUGAUGGGCUGAGGAAUCGGGUUGUUUUUGCGCAGUUGGCGAUGGAGCACCCGCAUAUUUUGUUGUUGGAUGAGCCGACGAAUCAUUUGGAUAUGGAGAGUAUUGAUGCGCUUGCGAAGGCUAUUAAGGAGUUUGAGGGUGGUGUGGUUAUUGUGUCGCAUGACUUCCGUCUCAUCAGCCAGGUGGCCGAGGAGCUGUGGGAGGUUGCGGAUAAGACGAUCAAGAAUCUGACAAAGGCUGAUAUCAGUAUUGUGGAUUACAAGAAGAACCUUGUUAAGCAGAGUAUGGCUGCUAUCGAGAAGGCCAAGUUGAUCAGCAAGACCGUGCCCAAAUCCAAGACAUAG